GAGUUCGGGGCACGGCUGGUCGUCGCCGGCUUUUUUUCUUUCCCCAUCGUCGCCUCUGUCCUCGUGCAUACUGGGCCCACUGCUGCCAGCGUCGCUCUCUGCCCCUUCACACUCCUUGCAGUCCCCCCCUUCGUUUCCUCCGAAAACGACUCUAUUUCCUCCGUAAUUUGCCAAUAAUCGGCCAUGCGCCUUUCUUCGGCCAUAGGCCUCUCCCUGCUCGGUCUGAGCGCGCCCUUUGUCGCUCAAGCUGCCUCCCACGGCGAGCCCGGUCGUCGCCACAACGAUCUUGCGCGCCGCGCUCGUGGCGACAUCGAUAUCUUCCAAAAACGGGACACGUUCAGUAACGCGCGCCUCACCUUCUACGCUGUUGGCCUGGGAGCCUGUGGCCAGCAGAAUGUUCCUAGUGAUUUUAUCGUCGCUUUGAACACACCGCAAUUCGGUAGUGGCUAUCCUGGCCCUUAUUGCUUCGAGACCAUUACGAUUUCUUAUAACGGCAUGACUGCCCAGGCAACCAUCAUGGACGAGUGUCCCGGAUGCCCAUACGGUGGACUUGACUUGUCCACUGGUCUUUUCACGUACUUCGCACCUGAGUCUGUCGGUGUCCUCACCGCCGAAUGGUGGUUCAAUGACGGCUCUCCGGCUCCUACCACGACCGCCGCGCCGCCACCUCCGCCACCGAGUCCUACCCCACCACCCCCUCCGCCGCCGCCGCCGCCUCCGCCCCCAUCUCCUUCUCCUCCACCCCCUCCGCCGCCGCCCCCGCCGCCGCCCCCGACAACUUCCUGGACUCCGCCAGUCCAGAUCAGCGUCUCAACACCUGCUCCCAGCCCCACCACGUCGAGUCCGCCGCCUCCGCCGCCUCCUUCGACCUCCAGCACCUGGAGUUCCAGCUCAGUCUGGUCCUCGAGCUCGAGUUCCAGCGCUAUACCCUCGCCCUCCUCGUCCUCUGGCAGUGCCGAGCUGUCGUCUUCUGCCGCUCCUUCGCCGUCGAGCAGCGCUGCGCCCACGCCCACACUCGAUACGAUCAACGCCGCCAAUCAGGCCUUCCUCGGCCUCACUGGUCUGCUUGUCGCCGGGGCCGGUGCCGGUGAUGCCGCUCAGUAAACUAGUCCACUCGCUAGGCUUUGGCUUCACUUGACACUUGAACUCUGUUUCCAAAGCCUUACUUAUUUGGGCCAGCAGCGUAUACCCUUCUUAACUAGACAGUUAUAUGAUUUUUUCGCCGAGCUUACAGUUUAUCCAUUCCUGUCCUAUCUUCGCCCUCUCGCGUACAAGCCUUUUGUAUGUACGUGGUCAAUACCCCGU
This is a messenger RNA of Phanerochaete carnosa HHB-10118-sp, 1305 nucleotides long. RefSeq lists its product as uncharacterized. The coding region runs from base 184 to 1104 and encodes 306 amino acids. The record is from RefSeq and is a predicted model, not a curated record. The transcript is spliced from 5 exons. Lineage: Eukaryota; Fungi; Basidiomycota; Agaricomycetes; Polyporales; Phanerochaetaceae.